Messenger RNA from Chironomus riparius, 2437 nucleotides. Lineage: Eukaryota; Metazoa; Arthropoda; Insecta; Diptera; Chironomidae. The record is from the annotation of a GenBank genome assembly.
GUUUAUACUCGAUUUGUAGUCUUUAAAUGCUCUUAAUCGCUUCUAAAAUAUUACAGAUAAUAGAGGAUGAUAAUCUAAGCUACAAGACGAUACGAGAAAUACGAGUGUGCCCAAAAAUAAAUCAGCAAAUUAACGGCUGGUGAAAAUUUAAAAUCUCACGAACGAGUUAACGUUCCCUUAAAAAACGUGGAAAUUUGGCAAAUUUUCUUUGAAUUAAAUAUUUCCACGAUUAGCGAUAGAUUCAGGCUCUAAUCUGGAUUCAAUCAUCAUAUAAUAGUCAAAUCAUCAAGGUGUUAAUAUUGUGAAAAGUAUAUAGUUAUCAAAAUGAGCUUCAACGACGAUUCAAGUGCUGAUAGAAAUGUGGAAAUUUGGAAAAUUAAAAAACUUAUUAAAAGUCUGGAACUAGCAAGAGGAAAUGGUACGAGUAUGAUUUCACUCAUCAUUCCACCAAAAGAUCAGAUUUCGAGAGUCAGUAAGAUGUUGGCAGAUGAAUUCGGAACAGCUUCCAAUAUAAAGUCCAGAGUGAACCGUUUAUCUGUAUUAGGUGCCAUUACAUCGGUCCAACAUAGAUUAAAAUUAUAUACCAAAGUGCCUCCAAAUGGUUUGGUUAUUUACUGUGGAACAAUUGUGACUGAGGAAAAUAAGGAAAAGAAAGUCAACAUUGAUUUCGAGCCGUUUAAGCCAAUAAAUACCUCAUUAUAUCUAUGUGACAACAAAUUUCAUACAGAAGCACUUACGGCACUUCUAGCUGAUGAUAAUAAAUUCGGUUUUAUCGUUAUGGAUGGUAAUGGUGCACUUUUUGGAACACUACAAGGAAACACUCGCGAAGUUUUACAUAAAUUCACUGUGGAUCUUCCGAAAAAGCACGGUCGUGGUGGUCAGUCAGCUCUUCGUUUUGCACGUCUUCGAAUGGAAAAACGUCACAAUUAUGUGAGAAAAGUAGCCGAAGUUGCAACUCAAUUAUACAUUUCAAACGAUAAACCUAACAUUGCUGGACUCAUUCUUGCUGGUUCUGCUGAUUUCAAGACCGAACUUAGUCAAUCUGAUAUGUUUGAUCCUAGAUUGCAAGCUAAAAUUAUUAAAUUAGUUGAUGUUUCUUAUGGCGGUGAAAAUGGGUUUAAUCAAGCAAUUGAAUUGGCAGCAGAAUCACUACAAAAUGUCAAAUUUAUUCAGGAAAAGAAACUUAUUGGACGUUAUUUCGAUGAAAUAUCACAGGAUACCGGAAAAUAUUGUUUUGGUGUUGAAGAUACAUUAAAGGCACUCGAACUUGGUGCUGUCGAGAUAUUAAUUUGCUGGGAGAAUUUGGAUAUUCAAAGAUAUGUUCUUAAAAAUGCUGGAAGUAAUGCACAAACAAUUUUACAUUUAACGCCAGAACAAGAAAAGGACAAAUCACAUUUUACUGAUAAAGAGAGCGGAGCCGAGUUAGAAUUGUUGGAAUCACAGCCGCUUUUGGAAUGGCUUGCAAACAACUACAAGACUUUUGGUGCAACAUUGGAAAUCAUCACAGACAAGUCACAGGAAGGAAGUCAGUUUGUGCGCGGUUUCGGUGGAAUUGGAGGUGAGUUUCGACUGUGCUCAAUUGUAAAAUAAGCAUACGAAUUUUGUUUAUUGCUCUACGAUAUUUUUGUAUGUGGUGUUUGGGAAAAUUGUGUUGUAGCUUUUUCGAGCUACUUUUUGAUAUGCUCCAUUUGAAGUGGAUUUUUAGAAAGUAAGCUAGUGAACAUGGCGCAUUUUUGGACUUGAUUGUCAUUAGAGUAAACAUAAAUCUCACUGGAUUUACAAUGAUUAUCAAUUCUAAAGUGCGACAAAUGAUUUUUCCCGCUCCAUCAUAUGACUUGCUCAUUACAUACGACCAAUGACUAACUCAUAAUCAUUAUCAUCUAAUGCGAAUUGUCACAAUAAUUUUCCUCGUUUAUUUCUUCUCUCUCUUUUUUAAUCCUUCACUAACAUGCACACACGAUUGUUUGAUCCCACGCUUUGUAUAUCAAAUCUCAAAACCUUUUUACUUUUACUCUAUCCUCCUUUCUUGAAUUAAUUCAAUCGUACAUGAGCAGGAAUCUUACGCUAUAAAGUUGAUUUUCAGUCUCUGCAAUCCGAUGAGCCGCUUGAUGUCGAUCUUGAUGAUUACUAAAUGACUUUUUUUUAAAAAAAAUCCCUAUAAACUAACAAUGAACCUAUCAUAAACAGUGGAAAAUGUUUCGUACAAGCUAGAAAUCUAUAGAUAGAGUUAUAAAACUUAUUUUUAUUUACAAAAAAUAUUGAAAUUCUCGAAGAAUUUUCCACUUUUAUGACAACAACAUGAGAAAGCUUUUAACAUAAUUUUAAGGACAUAAAUGCUAAAAAAACAUUAACAGUGGAAGGAAAGGUAUGAAGAUGUUUUAUUGCAUUUUUUUCCUCCUUUUUUUCGUUCAUGCUCUUUCGUUGGUUUUUAAUUUUG